ACAGACAACAUGAGGGAGACAGACAACAUGAGGGAGACAGACAACAUGAGGGAGACAGACAACAUGAGGGAGACAGAGAACUGAAUAGACGACAGUCAAGUCUGCUUAGGUCUCAAAAGGAGGUAAAUCCAUUUGAAUUCAGUCACUUUCUGACAGCAUCCCUUUUGAUUUAAACACAACUUUCCAUAAAUGUUUGUCGAUGGAAGAAGUGGUCAGAAAGGGACAUUUUGGACCUUAAUGCCAAAACAUUCAGGAGAUAAAGGUGCUCCAAGUUGACCCACUGCAUACCCCACCAAACCAUGAGUUAUCCAUGUCUUCAUCACUUUAAAAGAGAAACGGUUGAAUUUGAUCUCAUUUAACUUGUUACUGUAUUGGGCUAAAUCAGGGUCCCACAGAGUGUUUCUUGAUAGUCUUUAAAACCCUCCCGCUGUCCUCUGGUCAAAAUGACCCACCACUGUGAUGAACCAAGUUUGAUUUUAUUUGUAUAUUUUGUGGAUCAUUUGUAAGAAGGAGGCAGUCAGACAUUCUUUAACAUCAGUGAAAACAAUCCCCUCCAUGAUGUUUUUCAACUUGAAAAUUCAAUGACCUGUCCUAGACUGACCCCAGUAGAACAAAGUGAACUGUUUCCUUCAUUCAUGUACCCAUGUAAGCUGUAGGAAACAAAAGAUACUACUAUUGCCACGGCUACACGUCCAUACAUGUCCGUACAUGUCCAGACAUGUGGAGCAGUGAAAACAAUCCCCUCCAUGAUAUUAUUCAACUUGAAAUGUGAUGACCUGUACUAGACUGACCCAUGUAGUACAAAUGUGAACAACACGUCCCUACAUGUCCAGGCAUGUGGAGCAGUGAAAACAAUCCCCUCUAUGAUAUUAUUCAACUUGGAAUGUGAUGUUAAAAUAUGAAACUAUUUGUGAAUAGAUGAAAUGUAAUUUCAGCUUCUUAAAUGAGAGAACAGUUUGUCAUGGAGAAACUCUGCUCACUCAGAGGCCCCGCCCAAGUGAACAGACAUUGGUUAUAAACUAUGAAACACGCCCUUCUCUCUCCUACUAUAUAAGCCCUGAUAUGAAAAUGUAACCUCCUGUUCCAAGGAGAAGAGGACGGUGGUCUCCACUUUAAAAGGACAAGAUCAACAACAGAACUAAGCCAACCUCAGCGUGAGCUCUGGUUGAACGACAAGAACCUACUGAAAUUAGCAUUGAAUUUCAACGUGAAGAUGAUGAUCAACACACCGAAAGGAUGAAUUUCGACUAUACCUUCCAGAAUAUAGCAUGAGCUUAAAGAAUGGCAACUUGGUGUGAACUUUGAACUCUUAUUCACUAAAGAAGUGAUACCUCCUAGCUGUUGCGUUAGCAACCACAGCUGUAAACGUGGGCUGGGAAAGGACGGACAAAGGACCCGUUCUACCACACGACGACGGUUCUACCAAGUAUACGUUCUACCACCAGACAUUCUUCAAAGGACAACCCAGCCUUCCACCUACGACCAACCGAUCGAAGCGCAGCUCAGAGGAAAGAAAAUGCAGCGACAAAACCAAAGAGGAAUAACGGAGACCUUUUUCCGCGGGGAGCAUCAGAGUAUAGAAACCUUGAAAAUGGAGACCCCACUAAGUUGUAGACGUCUUAUUUCAAAAGACAUUCCACUGUACCCCAAAGCUGACAGAGCGGAAUUUCACGUGGACACAGUCUGUCAUGUAACCACUCCAACAGGCCUGACAGGAAUCAUGGAUCUGAGUGGAUUUACAGCAGGGCAAACAGGGGGUUUCACAUGGUGGGCUCUUCACAUUACAGAAGGUGAAAUUGAGGCAGCAGAGAAUCGCUUCCUUGAAAAGGAACAGCUUUCCUUUGACCCAACAACGGGUGAAGAACAAAGACACAAUCCAUUCCUGAAGGAAUUCACCACCUCCCCUGUCUUCCAAAAGGGAUCUCGGUACGGGAACUUUAAGUUUACCUUCCCCUUGGAGGAUCUCAUGCAGAUGUACACAGAGCAGAUCUGUGAGGGAGAGAAGCCUGUCCUGAGAGUCUUUGAAACCGUGGUUUACAAGCAGGAGAUCAUGUACGUUGUGGUUGUCCACGGUCCAGAUGUGACAGAGUUUGAUGAGUACCCACUUCUUGCUGAUGAGAAUGAUAAGGCAAUAUGCAUUUAUAAAGAUGGUCAAAUUGUCUGGCGUGCAGAAGCAAUAUGUGAAACCCAUACAAAGAAGCUGAUCAUCAGCAGAGAGAGUGGAACAGUUGAAACAGAAGAACUUGGACGUGGUUUUGAGUAUUUCAUGUGGGACCAUGUGACCCUGGCAUUCCAUCUGCCAGCUGACCGCACCCUCCAAGUUGAAGAGGGAGUAUUAAAGGAGAGACUCCAUGCAUGUGAGGGUAUCAGACCUUUUCUCCAGGGUGAGUUUUUAACACUAGAGGAAGCAGAAGAAGUAGUCAAUGCCAUAAAGAACUCUAUAUAGGGACAGUGCUAGUGACAGUGCUAUAUGGGGACAGUGCUAUAUAGGGACAGUGCUAUAUGGGGACAGUGCUAUAUGGGGACAGUGCUAUAUGGGGACAGUGCUAUAUA
Messenger RNA from Oncorhynchus mykiss (rainbow trout), 2553 nucleotides. Lineage: Eukaryota; Metazoa; Chordata; Actinopteri; Salmoniformes; Salmonidae. The record is from RefSeq and is a predicted model, not a curated record.